UACACUUGGCAGCAUAAAUAAUAAAAAAUUUUAAAAAGCCUUGCUGAUUUGUUCUUAUCCUGAAGUUUAAGUCCUGAUUUCACUCCAGCUAACAGAGGGGUUCUUCCACUCCUGUUCACACCACUCCUCCUUCCUUCCUUCCAUCCAUCCUUCCUUCCUUGCCUCCUCCAGUCUUUGUCCGCCUCCCUGCUUCGGCCCACUGCUGCGCACUGAGACGCUUCUAAUCCUCUUUUGAUGAACUUGGUUAAUGGAGCUCCUGCAGAGACUUUGGCUCUGUUCACUGAGCAGCACACGACCUUCUCCAGAUCCUGUCCGGGGUGUCCGCUGCCUCUCAUAGCAGCUGGGACAGGCUCCAGCCCCCCCGCGACCCUGUCCACGCCCCCGGAGAAGCUCCAAGCAAUCUCGUGGCUCUCCAGUCCAUAAAUUCUGCCCUGGAAGUUGAGGAGUGUGAAGUUGAUGAGGAAGAGGAGCAGCGAUGCCGCCGCGUAAAAGUCUGUUCGCGCCUUUCAUCUCGGUGGCCCCGGAGGGAGGAGUUGGCCCCACGGCCCCGGAGGCUCUCCGCGCGGACAUCCACGCUCUGCUGCAGCGGAGCACUGCUCAAGAACUACACGGGACAGAGCGCACAAGGGACGCCCACGACUACCGUGACCCUCCGUGUGCCAUCGUGGAGCUCCGACUGGGCCCCGCCGGCGGAGCGCUGCACUACCUCCAGCCGGACAAGUGCGCACUGGAGCGGGCACAGAGACGGCGGCGCCUCGCCGCUAACGCCCGGGAGAGGAGGAGGAUGCUGGGACUGAACGUCGCCUUCGACCGGCUCCGCAGCGUCAUCCCCAACCUGGAGAGCGACAAGAAGCUCUCCAAAUCCGAGACGCUCCAAAUGGCGCAGAUUUACAUCGCCACGCUGAGCGAGCUGCUCCAAGAGGGCACGCGCGGAGACGCAAACACUGGAGCGGCUGCACCCUCACAGCCCGCCGUGGACAGCCGCAGAGGUCAGGAGCGCGCAGAAGAGCACAGGAUAAGGACCAGCGAGAGACAACGCGCGCGCCUGAGCGACAUUUAAAGACAGAAACUUCUUCACUACUGACUUUCCUCCUCUUCUCAGAUUUUUUCUCGUAAUUAUUUGUUAAAAUAAAGUAAAAAGUUGCCUGAAAUGCGGGUUUUCAGUUUUAUUUCCACACAAGGUUUCAGAUAUUGGUAAAGUUUGGGAUCCAUGAACAACCUUCUAAAGACAAGAAAUUAUCAUGCAACAUCCAUCA
Molecule: messenger RNA, 1256 nt
Organism: Melanotaenia boesemani (Boeseman's rainbowfish)
Lineage: Eukaryota; Metazoa; Chordata; Actinopteri; Atheriniformes; Melanotaeniidae
Gene: atoh1c
Product: atonal bHLH transcription factor 1c
Exons: 1
Coding region: 476-1060 (194 amino acids)
Molecular function (GO): protein dimerization activity
Source: RefSeq, a predicted model, not a curated record